Entrophospora candida is the source of this 603-nucleotide messenger RNA. The record is from the annotation of a GenBank genome assembly. NCBI's taxonomy places the organism in Eukaryota, Fungi, Glomeromycota, Glomeromycetes, Entrophosporales, Entrophosporaceae.
AUGGAUUUUGCAGCUAGAAAUGCUGUUAAUUUAAGUGUAUUAAAACGACACGACGAAUACAUUGUUGAAAUUAUUGACACUUCUAGUCAUGUUGUAGUUUAUUUAUUUGAUCGUGACCAAUCUACAUGGACAAAGAAAGGUGUAGAAGGAACAAUAUCCAUACAACCAGUUUUUGGAUUUAUAGUGAUGAAUCGACUUGGCCUUGACAAUUUCAUGGCACCUCUAGUAGACAAUAUGGAUCUAGAAUUUAAAGACGAAUAUAUAAUAUAUCGUACAGAUGAUGAUGUUAUCCAUGGAAUUUGGAUCUUUGAACCAAAAGAUCGAGAUCGUAUAGGAAAAUCUAUGAAGAAAUGUCGCGAGUUAUCAUUGAUAAUAACGCUCCCGCCUCAACUUUCUCUAAAUUCUUCUUCCAAGACGACAAUUACGACCUCAAAGAAUCAAAAAACGUCUGAAAAUCAACCAAUAUCUAUUUCAAAUGAUCGUCAUUCGAAAGAUUUACUUGAAUUAUUUAAUAUUAAAACGCCACCACCACCAAAAAGAAACAUAAUAGAUGAUCUUCCACGAAGAUAUCAUACUCCUCCAGCAAUAACUGUAAGAUAUUAA